AUGACCAGCCGUGUCCAUCUUCCCUUCGAACUCGAUUUUAGUUUUAAACUAAAACGAGCCCGAAGACGGUCACAAGAGUACAUCCCUCCUCAAUACCCCUUUGGCAAAAGUCCCCUGGUCGAAACAACUCCAUUGUCACCAAAUACUCCAGUCGUCAGUCCUACUAGUACAACUCAAACCACGGCUCCAUUCAAUUUUUCAGGAUUGGGAAACACGCAAAACUUCGUCCCGCCGGUAGAGCUUCCAGAUAAUACAGCAAAUAUCCCGAGACCUCAAUAUCAGAAUGGAGCUCCAGCGAACGGACACUCCGGAGCUAGCAAUCUUCGGCCCUCAUCGUGGUCCGGAGCACAUCCAGAACUACCACGAAUAAUUACAAGUCCGCCCACUAUGCUUGGAAAUCUAGAACCGGGGCUAGGCCCGAAUAGAUAUCCCCAGUCACCGAUGAGUCCUCCAGCUAGUCCAAUUGGGAGGAAUGAAUUGGGACUCCUGAAGUUGUAUAGAACUGUCUUCAUUAUCGACGACUCCACUUCCAUGAUCUCCUCAAGCCAUCUAAAAUCAGCCUACGAUCUCCUUAACGCUCUCGUCCCUCUUGUGACUGGAGUUAGUGAAAAGGCUGUCGAAAUCCAAUUCCUUUCAGACGAUAGACAAUCUCAUUCUCAGAAAAUCAAACCGGGAGAUAAACUUCCAGCUGGUGAGAUCUUUUGGCAUGGUGUGACAGCCCGUGGAGGUGCUGCAAUGAGCGCAGGGCUGAAAAGAAUCAUUAAACCAUACCUAAGCGGUAUGAGGAAAAGCAAGGUACUUGAGAAGGAAGGACUAAACAUCAUCGUAAUAACUGAUGGGAAGCGAAAGGAUCGAAAAGAUGUGGUAAAAUAUAUCGUAUCUGUAGCAAGGAAGUUGACGGAUAAGGGGGCACCGCAGCACUUGCUUGGGAUACAAUUUGUGCAAGUUGGUGAUGACCAAGGGGCAAAACUCUUUUUUAAGUCUGUGGAUGAUGGACUAGAAGAGCAGUAUCAAAUAAGGAUAUCGGAGUUCGACUGCCUUUACUAUUUAUUGGCUGAAGCUAAAGAUCUUGAAGAUCUGUCGCUCAGAGGACAGCAGGUUGCUGCUGUCCAAGUGAUUCGAGCUGCUUCCAACCAAAUCGAGAAAAAAAUUGCAGAAGCUCGCGAUGAAACAAGGAAAGUAAUCGAUCGACUUAUUAGCAAGGGCGACAAACGGAAUGCGUACUUACUGGCCACAAUAUCUUCUGGUAAGAUCAGUUAUGAACUGAAGAUCAUAGAGGAUGAAUAUAUGGCUGGGGACAAGUACAUGGCGACAGCACGACAGCACAGCGUUCAGGCUUGUCUAGACGCAGGCAUUGGGCUUCAUUUCCGGAGGUUCAGGGGGCUUGGAACAAUAUCUAGGAAGGCGAGCUCUGCACUUGAGUACGCUGAUAAACUGAAUAUCUCAAACAUAUCGCUUCUUUACAAGACCUUGGAUACAGUUGGCCAGAUCUGUAAUGAAGGUCUCGAAUACGACCCAACUCUUGCAAUAUUUGGCAUCACUGAGUCAAAAUACGAAAGGCUCUACGGCAAUGGCUACCUAUUUCAGAGGCUCUCUCCAUUGUUCUUCACCGCGUUCUUCCUUAAUAGUGAAUACUUCCCUGGAACGGAUAUAUGUGUUAACGACUGGCCAACUGUUCUAUUUCAACCUCACGUCAAACCGAAGAAUAUUGAUGAAUACAGUGUCGAAUCUAAGGCUCAUCUAGCUGCAGCCUCUUAUUUGGCGGAGAAGUCGUGCUUUCUCUUGGCUAUUAACGUUAUCCGUAACCAUCAGUGGGAAUACUUCGUAAAGUUUGAGUUAAAUCUAGUUAACGACGCCCCGAUCCGAUUAUCGAUCAUACUUCGCCUUUUCGAUACUUUUGAGUACUUCAUCAACCUUUAUCAUACAUACUGGAAAUUUCACAAUGUUAAAAAACCUAUUGUUCUGUCCUAUCCGCCAACACUACCUGGGCUUGAAAGAGCCAAUAUAUCAAACACACUAGAUUUGACAGCAUUUAUGUUGGCAAUCAUCUCUUUCAGCCCGGAAGAUGUCCUGUUUGGGAAGUUCAUCGAUCGCUUUCUCGACCCAGAGAUCUCGCAUUUAUGGACUGGCCCGAUCCAAGUCCGGUUGUCUUCCAUUUCAAAUCACGCAUUCGCCCAAGACGAACCUAUUGAUGGGAUAUACUUGUGGCCAGUCCAUCUUGCAGGGCUUGCAAAACACACCGAUCUCUUCAAGAUACUCUUUCAGACCUAUAGCGCCAAUCUAGCAUCCACAGUCUUCACAGUAGCACUAGUGGCUAUAAAAAAUAACGAUGCUACCCUAUUUCCGCUUCUAUCAAGUUUCCUCACCUCGCCAAACUGGGGCGAGCAUCACACACGUUGGCUGUUCGUUUUUGUCACCAAACAUGGCAGUACGGAAUUGGCCCAAUCUUUACAGGAGUUCCUUCUAGGUCCGAGCAUGAGAAAACUGGAGGUCCUUCUAGUUUCGGGCACGAGAGAACAGGAUUUAAUUAGUUUGGAAUCUUUUGCUCAACGCUCAAUAUCAAAGAGGUCCCUCCUAUUUCUGACACCGAUGGACCUCGACUCUUAUGGAACGGAUUCAUUGCUUGAAUGUGAUCGUCAGAAUCCGAAGGGAGGAACAAAAACUUGUAUUACUGCAAUAACCGCUACAUCGAAGUCUUCCUCAACUAUUUCUUCAAAUAAAACCCUUUUAUCCGUAGGAGGGAUGACUUUUUCUGUUCCAAGAUCUUGA
Molecule: messenger RNA, 2769 nt
Organism: Orbilia oligospora ATCC 24927
Lineage: Eukaryota; Fungi; Ascomycota; Orbiliomycetes; Orbiliales; Orbiliaceae
Exons: 3
Coding region: 1-2769 (922 amino acids)
Source: RefSeq, a predicted model, not a curated record